Messenger RNA from Ictalurus punctatus (channel catfish), 6213 nucleotides. RefSeq names its product solute carrier family 38 member 10 (gene slc38a10). Gene Ontology annotation, biological process: amino acid transmembrane transport. NCBI's taxonomy places the organism in Eukaryota, Metazoa, Chordata, Actinopteri, Siluriformes, Ictaluridae. The coding region runs from base 347 to 3589 and encodes 1080 amino acids. Gene Ontology annotation, molecular function: amino acid transmembrane transporter activity. The record is from RefSeq and is a predicted model, not a curated record. The transcript has 18 exons.
CCUCCACUUCCUGGUUACGCGUCGAGGAAAUACUGUUAUUGGACAUGGAGUCGUGAAUUUCUUCACAAAGUAUUAACGUCAGUUAUAACGUGUGCGGUUAUUAAAAAGAAAAGUCGUUAUUAACGCAAGUAGUUGGGUUGCUCGUUAUUGCUAGACAACGAAAAAUUAAAAGAAUUAACGAUACCGAUGGUAACAUAGGACUUAAUAUCUGAGGGGAAGUGAGGACGUGAGCGCCACGUCACAGACUAGUGCAGGAAACAUCACUUACCCAGGGUCCUGCCUGGAUUACACCUGUUUCUCUUAAAACACUUGGAUAUAAAAGCUGUAACCCCUGAAGAAAACUAAAAUGACGUCUUCUAACUGGGGUUUAAUAAUGAACGUGGUGAACAGCAUUGUGGGAGUCAGUGUGCUGACCAUGCCCUUCUGCUUCAAACAGUGUGGUAUAGUUCUAGGCACUCUGUUGCUUUUCUUCUGCUCGUGGAUGACCCAUCAGUCCUGCAUGUUUCUGGUCCAUACAGCCAGCAACACUAAGCGCAGGACUUACGCUGGACUGGCUUUUCAUGCUUUUGGUAAACCAGGAAAGGCACUUGUGGAGCUGAGUAUGAUUGGCUUAAUGCUUGGUACAUGUAUCGCAUUCUACGUGGUCAUUGCAGACCUUGGAUCAAACUUCUUUGCCCAACUUUUAGGCCUCCAGGUAACACGCAGUUUCCGUGUCCUGUUGCUCAUUGCUGUGUCGCUGUUCAUUGUGCUACCUCUGAGUCUGCAGAGGAACAUGAUGUCAUCUAUCCAGUCAUUUUCAGCCAUGGCACUGAUCUUCUACACGCUCUUUAUGUUCACGAUAGUGUUGUCCUCUCUGCGUUACGGCAUUAUCAGUGGGUCAUGGGUGGACAGAGUGCACCUGUGGCGCGUCAAGGGGGUCGUGCAAUGUCUGCCAAUUAUCGCCACUACCUUCUGCUGCCACCCGCAGGUGCUGCCUACCUAUGACAGCCUGGAUGAUCCCUCGGUAAAGAGAAUGAGCACUAUCUUCACCUCUUCUCUCAAUGUCGUUACCACCUUUUACAUUACAGUGGGGUUCUUUGGCUAUGUAAGUUUCACAGACACUAUAUCUGGGAAUGUGCUGAUGAAUUUUCCCUCUAACCUUGUGACGGAGAUGAUCCGAGUGGGCUUCAUGAUGUCUGUGGCUGUGGGCUUCCCCAUGAUGAUCCUGCCCUGCAGGCAGGCCAUCAACACCAUGCUGUUUGAGCAGCAGCAGAAGGAUGGCACUUUUGCUGCCGGUGGGUACAUGCCGCCCCUUCGCUUCAAGAGCAUUACUCUGUGCAUUGUCUUCGGCACUAUGCUGGGAGGUAUCCUCAUCCCAAACGUGGAGACUAUCCUAGGUCUGACUGGAGCCACUAUGGGCAGCCUGAUCUGCUUCAUCUGCCCUGCUCUCAUAUACCGGAAGAUCAUGAAGAAUGGCCUUGCUGCUCAGCUGGUUCUAUGGGUUGGGCUUGGGAUUCUACUCUUAAGCACCUUCACCACUCUGUCCAUGUCCAGUGAGCCAGAUCAAGUACAGCCUCCUGCUAUCGUCUCCAAAACUAAUGACAAACCUCCUGUUGUUGCUGUGCCAGAGCUGCCCAAACAUCCUGCUGGAGAAACCCCAGUGGUUCCAGUGGCAGCAGGAAAACUGGACAAACUUGAGCCGGCUGUGGAGCAGAUCCUGCCUGCAGAGGACAUAAAGAGCCCAGAGGAGAAGGAGCCAGCUGAGCCACCACAGAUAAAAGUACCCAUGGAAGUGCCUGAGAGGGAGAAGAAAGAGGAGGUUCAGCUGGACCGUCCUGAAGCAGACAUUGCAGUGCCUGAUGGAGAGGCUCACCGCCACGAACCACCCAUCCCUCAUGACGAGGUUCAUAUAGAGAAGCGCAAGAACCAGCAGGAGCGUGAUGAUGAAAAGAACCAAGGUGAAGGAAAGGAAGAGGAGGAGUUGGCAGAACAGGGGGCAGGCCAGCAGCAGGAGGUGGCACAAGAUGACGUGAAGAAUGAGGAGGUGCAUAAAAAACAGGAUGUUGCAAAGAUCCAUGUGGCACAGGACCAGGCCAAUGAGAUCCAAGAGAAGGUGGAAGAACAGAAGCAGCCAGUGGUGGUGGUGCAUAAGCCUGUGGAAUCUUUAGAGAUGGACCCGGAAGCUGAGAACAGACUGCCUGCUGAUAAGAAAUCGAAGGAAAGUGAUAAAAAAGCAGCUGAAUCUGCGAAAGUAAAACAUUCUGAACCAGUGGUCCAUUUGGCUGCGGUGCAUGAUGGGGUUGUCAGCCAAGAGAAUAAAGAAGAGAAGAAACAGGAUGGGAAGGACCCCAAGGAAGGAGAUGGAGACAAGAUGGAAGUGAUUAAAAAGAUCGUUGCAGAGGGAGUGCUGGACCAUGCCGUGCUACUACAGGUGAUCAAAGAACAGCAAGAGCAACAGAAGAGGUUGCUGGACCAACAGGAGAAACUCCUCGCUGUCAUUGAGGAACAGCACAAAGAGAUCCAUCAGAAAAAGGAUGAAGAGGAGGAACCCAAAGCUGCAGGUGAUGCUGCAGUUGAUGUGGGUGAAAUAGUGCAGCACCAACAUGACCCAGUGGAUGAAGACAGGAAGGUGAAAACCCCAGAACAGAGCUCAGACCACCAUCAAGAACCUGAGAAGCUCGCACCUGUAGCUGACGCUCAGAAGCAACAAGUGAAAGACCCGGUUCUCAUCCCAGCACAAGAUGAACCAAAACAGGAGAAACAGCCUUCACAAGUAGCAGUGCAUGUAGAUCUAGACUUGCAGAAAGACCUUGGGGCACGAGGGGUGCCAUUACGCCAGCAUCAGCCUGACCCUCCUAACGAUAAGCAGAAAAGGCAAGGAGACCUUGAAGAACGUCAGCCAGAAGAUAUCGCAAAGGAGGAGGAGAGAGUAAGACAGAGGUUAGCCCAGCUUGAAGUUGAGAAAGAACGACUUGAAAAGGAAAGAUUGGAGAAAGAGAGGCUCGAGAAGGAAACCUUGGAGAAAGAGAGGCUCGAAAAGGAAAGGUUGGAGAAAGAGAGGCUCGAGAAGGAAAGGUUGGAGAAAGAGAGGCUUGAAGAGGAAAGGUUGGAGAAAGAGAGGCUCGAGAAGGAAAGGUUGGAGAAAGAGAGGCUGGAAGCAGAGAGGUUGAAACAAGAGAAGGACAAGCUUGAUCAUGAACUUGUGAAGCAGGCUGAGAAUGAGCAGAAGUUGAUGGAAAAGAGGGAAAAACUGGUCCAGCUGCAGCAGAUAAUUGACAGUCGAGACACCAAUCAGAAUGAGGUCAUCGAUAAAAAGCAUCAAGUACCUCAACCUCUGAAGAAAGGAGGCAGGGAUUUAAAGGAGAAUUUGGAUCCUCAAGAAGAGGAGCUUCAGAAAGAACAGAAGAGCAGAGAGGAGGGAGUGAUGGACCUGAGAAGGCGACGCAGGGCUCUGGGAGCUGAGGAGAGACGAGUGCCUGGACUGGAACCUCUGCUGGAGCUUGGAGGGUCAGACCUCCAUGCAGCACUUGAGGCUCAGCUGCUGGCUGGAGCUGUGAUCCAUUCCCGCCAGAUUAAACAGAUUUCACACCAGCAAAACACAGAUGAGUAGUUUUUCACCUAGCAGUAUGCUGAAGACAUAGACAUGAACAUAUGCACGUGGUUCAUUCAUCUUAUGCCCAUAGGAUAAAAUGCUGGAUCAGCCACUAAGUUUAAAUCCAGGACUAACAUUUAUUCAAAUUGUGUACAUCCACACUGAAGGAUAUGUUUAAUCUGCAGCUAGACAGUGUUGGGGUUUCGUUAUUUCCUUAUUUACUAUUGUACUUUUGUAGCUUUCUUGGGGACUCUCCUCCCGAGAUCUGCCUUUCUAAACAGCGAAUUCUGCAAUCUCUUAUACACAUUAUAAAAACUAACCUGCAAGAAUAUCAAACCAACCACCAAAAAUGGGCAUGUUAAAUAUUUCUGUUUGCUUUAUAUAAUAAGGAUUAAUGCCAAGGUGCCAGAUUUGUUCGCCUGUAUUGGAAAUGUCCGUGCAAAUAGUGUAUUUUAACUCCCAUUUGUUAAAAUGCUGAAAAAUGUCUGGUAUCACAUGGCUGACUUGUGUACAUGGUCACUGGAUAUUCUAUGGUCAUCCUGAAGGUAAGUAGUGUUUGUUACAGUUCUCUUGAAAUUUAUUCGCAGCAGGUCAAUUUUGAACCAUUAAACUUCCAAAGUUUCCAUAAACAUCCCUAAAAUGAGAAGUGUUCCUAUACUUUCAUUUGAAUGAAAGCUGAGUGUGACGUCCAGUUUUGAGGGAUUUUCUACAAAGUAAAGAUUUCAAGUUUUAGUUGAAACUAGCCUAAAUAGAUGUAUACACAAAGAUGCCAGAAUUCAGUAGCUGCAGGGACACGUUAGUCAUGUUCUUUCUCUUCACAUUCAUUCCUCUGCUGUGUGGUUUGGGUGGCAUUCAGUUAUAUCAAUUCACUCAGACUGUGUCCAUCAGUCCAUUAAUGUUGUGUUAUUUAUACGAGGUCAGGACUCGAUCCAUUUCUCGUAUCGUUUGUGUUGCCAGGAUUCCAGGUCUUUUGAGCUUACUUCUAAUAUCAGCUUAAGCUAAGCAAAUUUAAAGGCUUAGUUAAAACCAAAUGUGUAUAAAAUGUCUUUUGAAGAUGUAUACGAUAUGGCCAAAAGUAUGUGGACACAUGACCGUCAUACCUAUAUGUGGUUCUUCCCCAAACUGUUGCCACAUAGUUGGAAGCACACAACUGUAUAGCAUGUCUAUGCAUUACAAUUUCUCUUCACUGGAACUAAGAGCCCCAAACAUGUUCCAGCAUGAUAACGCCCCUGUACACAAAGCGAGUUCCUUUAUGACAUGGUUUGCCAAGUUUGGAGUGGAGGGACUCGAGCGGCCUGCACAGAUCUCUGACCUCAACCCCACUGAAGACCUUGGGGAUGAACUGGAAUGACUACUGCACCCCAGGCCGCCUUAUCCAACAUCAAUACUUGACUUCACUAAUGCUCUUGUGACUGAAUGAGCAAAUCCCCACAGCCAUGCUAUACAAAUAUAGCGUAAAACCUUCUCAGAAGAGUUGAGGUUAAUAUAACUGCAAAAGGGGACCAAGUCUGGAAUGGGAUGUUUUCUCUCAGCUGUCAGUCGUGUCUGACUUUGAUGCAAGUACAAUAAGUGUGAUGGCCUAUUUAUAAGCACAUAUAGGUGUGAUGGUCAGGUCCACAAACCUUUGGCCAUAUGGUGUACAUGAGUAAUAGACUCAAGGACCAAACACUGUUAAAGAACCCAAGUUGCCAGCUUUUGUUUCUUGAUUACAUUAUUUUUGGGUAAUAUAUCUGGUCAGCAUUUAAUUGCUAACCAAUAUCAUUCAACUCAGUUGGAGAUAAAGACUAAAGACUUGAAGAUAAAGCCUAAAGUUAUUCCGUCUCAUAGUGCUCCAUUCAGUGAUGAGCAGUAAGCAAUGACCAUAUGUAAAACCUGCUUGGGGCUCAAUCCAUGAUUUGAAUAUGAAUGUUUGCAACUCAAGCACUUCGUUAAUGCUUGUAGAAAGACAAAAGAAAAUGAAGUUCACAAAAGCACAACUCCAAAAAAGUAAUAUUGUCCAUGAAAGGUUUUAUAGAAAUGUUUAUUUUUCUAGGCCUACCAGAUUAUAAUUUAUUAUAUAUAUUUUUAAAAAACUCCUUUUUGGAGUGACUGUGUUUAAAAAAGGUACAGAAGAGCUACACCAACUGGCAAUAGUUAGUUCACACUUGUUGGUGGUUGUUUUUUUUUUUUUGUUUUUUUUUUUGGUUUGUUUGUUUGUUGUUUUUCGCUUGAUUCGUGUCAAUGUAUAGAUUUUUGUGUGUUUGUUGAUCGUUCUCUUGUUCUACAUUCCUGGCUCUUACCUAAAACUAUUUAAUGUGUCUUGUGGGUGUCACACAUUUUGACAGUGAGUGUGUGACAUUUUUGCAUUUUCCAUCUUUGCCUCUCUAGGUUUGUGGUUUGACUGUGUUGUUAUAAUUUUGUUUUUCUGGCCCAUUUUAGGGUUCAUUCUUUUAACAGUGCUCAUAUGUAUUUAGUGUUCAGGUCUGCUAAAGCUUGUUACGCUGUUGUAAGUUCUAUAUCCUGUAAAUUUAUCAGAUUGAACCUGCUGUUUCCGAUGUUUGAGUAUUGAAAACUUGUUUUGCAGAGGAUAUACACAUGAAUGACAUACCAUCUUCUCUCAGGUGGUAAUAAAAAUGUUAAAUAAAUGUUGUUUCAGCAAUGAA